Molecule: messenger RNA, 705 nt
Organism: Alnus glutinosa
Lineage: Eukaryota; Viridiplantae; Streptophyta; Magnoliopsida; Fagales; Betulaceae
Product: EPIDERMAL PATTERNING FACTOR-like protein 2
Exons: 3
Coding region: 200-580 (126 amino acids)
Biological process (GO): guard cell differentiation; stomatal complex development
Source: RefSeq, a predicted model, not a curated record
UCUCUUUUCGGGAUGAUCAGUUCCUUUCUUUUUCCCUUCGGCAUUCUGCAUUUUUCCCAUUUGUCUUUCCACGUUCCAUCACUUCAUAAAUCUCUGUGACUCACGGAGAUUGGUAGAGGUUUAUCAUUCAGUUAUUGGCAUUCAUUUUUCUCAUCUUCUUCCCCAUCUCUCUCUCUCUCUCUCUCUCUCUCUCUCUGAAAUGGGGUGUAGUCACAGUUUCAUUUCCAGACGUAAACUUUGCUGUUAUGCCAUUUCUCUUCUCUUUCUCUUUUCGAGCUUCACCCAGCUGAGACUCAUGGCCGAAGGUAGAGCAAUUUCCGCACCGUUUUCCCAGACAGUAAGAGACGAUAAGGCAACUUUGAGAGCUCAGAUAGGAUCGAGGCCUCCAAGGUGCGAGAGACGGUGCAGCUCAUGUGGGCACUGUGAGGCUAUUCAGGUCCCUGCAAAUCCUCAAGAGCAAAAUGGGCACAGAAACUUCACCAGUCUCUCAAAUAUUGCAUAUGCAAGAGGCGCUGACAAUUCAAACUACAAGCCCAUGAGUUGGAAAUGCAAAUGUGGGAACUUCAUCUUCAACCCUUGACCAAUUUUUACAUGCAGUUUUUAGGCGAAGAAGAUACCUAUUUUUGAACCCUGUAAAUGAAUGAUAGUCAAGAUAGGUAUAAUAUUAUUGUUAUUUUUUUUUUUUCGGUGCAUCAUGUUUAAUUU